Molecule: messenger RNA, 345 nt
Organism: Meloidogyne enterolobii
Lineage: Eukaryota; Metazoa; Nematoda; Chromadorea; Rhabditida; Meloidogynidae
Source: the annotation of a GenBank genome assembly
AUGUUGUUUGGUUUACCUCCAUUUUACAGCAAAAACCAACAAGAAAUGUAUCAAAAAAUAAUUAAUCAACAAUUAAUUAUACCCUCAAAUAUUUCUUUAUCUGCUAGAAAUUUUCUACAAAGAAUUCUCCGAAAAAAUCGUUUUGAACGACUUGGAGCUAGAAAUUUUGAUGAAAUUUGUUUUCAUCCAUUUUUUGCUUUAAUUGACUGGGAAAAAUUAAAUAAGAGAGAAAUUAGGGCCCCGUUUAUACCUAAAAUACGGAGUGAAACAGAUACAGUAAAUAUUUCAAGAACAUUUACUGAUAUUGAACCAAAUCCAGGUGAGAAAGAAUUUUCUAAAAAUUAA